UAAAUUAUUCUUUAUGAUUUUUAGUUGAGAGUCUUUUGUAAGGAUGGCAGCGGUUGAUCUUUCUCUCAUUUCUCUAGUCACCCACAAAAGCUGUAUAUAAUGCCAGACAUUGGAAUCAUCCAGAUUCAGAAGAACUGCCUGGGCCACCAGUAGUAAACCUCAGAGUGUCACAGUGAGGCUGUCUUCAAAGGAACCAAAUCAAAAAGAUGAUGGAGUUUUUAAGGCUCCUGCACCACCAUCCAAAGUGAUAAAAACUGUGACAAUACCUACUCAGCCCUACCAAGAUAUAGUUACUGCACUGAAAUGCAGACGAGAAGACAAAGAAUUAUAUACUGUUGUUCAGCACGUGAAGCACUUCAACGAUGUCGUAGAAUUUGGUGAAAAUCAAGAGUUCACUGAUGACAUUGAGUACUUGUUAAGUGGCUUAAAGAGCACUCAGCCUCUAAACACACGUUGCCUUAGUGUUAUUAGCUUGGCUACUAAAUGUGCCAUGCCCAGUUUUCGAAUGCACCUGAGAGCACAUGGGAUGGUAGCAAUGGUCUUUAAAACCUUGGAUGAUUCCCAGCACCAUCAGAAUCUGUCCCUCUGUACAGCUGCCCUCAUGUAUAUACUGAGUAGAGAUCGUUUGAACAUGGAUCUUGAUAGAGCUAGCUUAGAUCUAAUGAUUCGACUUUUGGAACUGGAACAAGAUGCUUCGUCAGCCAAGCUACUGAAUGAAAAAGACAUGAACAAAAUUAAAGAAAAAAUCCGAAGGCUCUGUGAAACUGUACACAACAAGCAUCUUGAUCUAGAAAAUAUAACGACUGGGCAUUUAGCUAUGGAGACAUUAUUAUCCCUUACUUCUAAACGAGCAGGAGACUGGUUUAAAGAAGAACUCCGGCUUUUGGGUGGUCUGGAUCAUAUUGUAGAUAAAGUAAAAGAAUGUGUGGAUCAUUUAAGUAGAGAUGAGGAUGAAGAGAAACUGGUAGCCUCACUAUGGGGAGCAGAGAGAUGUUUACGAGUUUUAGAAAGUGUAACUGUGCAUAAUCCCGAAAAUCAAAGCUACUUGAUAGCAUAUAAAGAUUCCCAACUGAUUGUUUCAUCAGCUAAAGCAUUACAGCAUUGUGAAGAACUGAUUCAGCAGUACAACCGCGCUGAGGACAGCAUAUGCUUAGCUGACAGUAAGCCUCUGCCUCACCAGAAUGUAACUAACCAUGUAGGCAAAGCAGUGGAGGACUGCAUGAGGGCCAUCAUUGGGGUGUUGCUCAAUUUAACAAAUGAUAAUGAGUGGGGCAGCACCAAAACAGGAGAGCAGGACGGUCUCAUAGGCACAGCGCUGAACUGUGUGCUUCAGGUUCCAAAGUACCUACCUCAGGAGCAGAGAUUUGAUAUUCGAGUGCUGGGCUUAGGUCUGCUGAUAAAUCUAGUGGAGUAUAGUGCUCGGAAUCGGCACUGUCUUGUCAACAUGGAAACAUCGUGUUCUUUUGAUUCUUCCAUCUGUAGUGGAGAAGGGGGUGAUAGUUUAAGGAUAGCUGGACAAGUUCAUGCUGUCCAGGCUUUAGUGCAGCUAUUCCUUGAGCGAGAGCGGGCAGCCCAGCUAGCAGAAAGUAAAACAGAUGAGUUGAUCAAAGAUGCUCCCACCACUCAGCAUGAUAAGAGUGGAGAGUGGCAAGAAACAAGUGGAGAAAUACAGUGGGUGUCAACUGAAAAGACUGAUGGUACAGAAGAGAAACAUAAGAAGGAGGAGGAGGAUGAAGAACUUGACCUCAAUAAAGCCCUUCAGCAUGCCGGCAAACACAUGGAGGAUUGCAUUGUGGCCUCCUACACAGCACUACUUCUUGGGUGUCUCUGCCAGGAAAGUCCAAUCAAUGUAACCACUGUGCGGGAAUAUCUGCCAGAAGGAGACUUUUCAAUAAUGACAGAGAUGCUCAAAAAAUUUUUGAGCUUUAUGAAUCUCACUUGUGCUGUUGGAACAACCGGCCAGAAAUCUAUCUCUAGAGUGAUUGAAUAUUUGGAACAUUGCUAGCUGCUUUACCUUUGCUUCAGGUGCUCAGUAAUGCUGGAGCUAUCUUUAGACAAAGAAAAGUCAAGUCAUGAAAGAAGUCCUUGAAGAUAUACCAAGAACAUUCAUCAGUAUCAUUCGUGUUUGGAUUUUUAAGGCCACCUGAUUUCUUCGUCAUGCAUUCGGCAUUUGCUAAAUGACAGUUACUACAUCAAUCUGCAACUAUCAAAAAUGAGGGAAAAGGUUCAGGCUGUUAACAAUUCCAUGCAGUAUUUAAACACAUUUACUUUGGCAGAGUUUAUACCCUCCCCUUGUUUUCUUGCUUUAUUCUGGGCAAGUUUGAAGGGGAAAAUUUGUGCUGCUGUUAGUGCAACUGCUGUGUAUGUUGAGCCACUGUUGUCAUGCCAGCCAGGUGCAAAGGCAGCUUAGCUACUGAGGUAGCGAAUGUUCUGAGGACAUUCUAGACAACAGCUUAGUUCCUUUUUCAGGCUCAUUUGCUUUUGCUUUUUUGUUGAAUGAUUCCAAUCGUAAAUAAAGCUUUUAAUAAUUUUGUGAAUUUUUUGGUUAUUGUUCCCUGAACUACUGUCUAUAUUUAAAAUUAGAUGGAAUCCAAAGAUACACGGGAUUAAUAGUAUAUUUUUUUAUUCUUGAUUAGGUUUGGGUUAUUGAACUAUUUUUUACUUUUGAGACCACAACCAUAUUCAAUAUCAUACCAUAAUGUGUCAUAGCUAUAGACACAAGAAAAACAACAGUUUGAGGGAAUAUUAUAUAAGAUGAUGUGCCCUGUUGAAGGAGGAGGCAAAAUAGUCAAACCCAGGGUAGUUUACACUUAAUGCUAGGGAGGCUCUUGAAACAUUAUUAGAUUUUGAGGAAAGACUCUCUAGAUAUAUUUUCUAAUGUUCAGUACAAUAAAUAUAAGGAAGCUAAAACACCAAUGUGGAAUUCAUGUUUCCAGAUAACAUGUAUAUUCUUCUAUAGAGUGACAGGAUCAAUUGCGUAAGCGCAAAGCCUUAAAUUGCUGGUUUAGAGAAGACCCUUUUUUCAUUCAGAUUCUUUGUUCAUAGAGCAGUUAUUUGAAAAACAGUUAUGGAACACAAAACAUUUUAUAGAUUUAAUAUCAUAACAUUGCAAAUUUUUCUUGUAUUAUUGUUCAGACCACUGGUUAUACUUUUUUUCCCCUUUUUUAUUGAUUGGGCCUAAAUACAGGCUUUCUAGAGAUCUUUUUCAUUAAUACUUUUAAAUACCUUUCAGGUAGUUACAUCAUGUUUCUUCAUUGGGUUUGUAAAACUUGAAGCCAUAAAAAUAUUAGUUUGGUGUGUAUUGGGGAAAAUAGCUAAAAGUCUAAUUUUUACCCAUUUAGACUUUGUUAUUUCCUUGUAUAAAGUGACAAAUCGGGGCUCUUGUAUCAGUGCCAGCUGUAAUGUUUUUAAAUGCAGUGGCUGCCUUCUAUUGUCUUCCUAUUUUUGAUAAUGCAGAUUGUUGGGAAAUCUAUAAGGAAGUAACUGAUUCCAGGCAAAUUGUUUUCUUCCUUCUACCCACCCCAACCCCUACCCAUCACCUUUUAAGAACAUAGUACGCCAGUGUAACGUGGGAACCAUUGAGAUUGUGUUUGCCCUGAGUAUUAAAGCUAGCUUAGCAAAAUACUUUUUAAAAACAUAUUGGUAAAUGAUACCCAUAAAAUUAAAUUAGUUAUAUUUUAUUUUAAAAUGCAAAAUACAUUGAUAUUUAUUAAUCAUUGGAUUUAGGGAAAGGGACAGAUUUUUUGCGAACCUGACUUGUGGCAGAUGGUAAGGAAUAUUAUAAAACAUUUGGAUGAGAACAAUCAGGGCGAACUACAUUUUUCUGUUACACUGGUAAUCAUUUGAAAAUUGAUUUACCUCAGUGUUUAACAGUUUUUUGUUUUGUUUUGUUUUUUAAAUAAUAACUAAUUGUCAAGCACUGAUAGAGAUGCAGAUUUUGAUGGGGGGAGGUGGUGGGGGAGAUAAUCACUUCACCAACUGCAGUGCAUUUGUGUGUUUUUAACCCUCAGAGAACUCUGCAUUUUAGGGUACUUGAGGCUGACUUGCAAAUUAACAAAGUUUUAAAGUAACCUUUUUUCCAUUGUAAAUAUUUCUGUAAAUACUACCAAUUGGAAAUUAGAACAGUAGAGUACUUUUCUGAAUCCAAUCCUAUUUUUAUUUUAUACAGUAUUUCUCAGCUGUGAUCUUUGGAGCAAAAGCCAACGGCAGGAAAAAAUAGUUUGUACCAGUUUCAUGAAGUAUGUCUUUGGGUUUUUGUAAAUAAUUUUAACUCAAAUAAAAUUGCUACUUUCAAUACA
Molecule: messenger RNA, 4298 nt
Organism: Nomascus leucogenys (northern white-cheeked gibbon)
Lineage: Eukaryota; Metazoa; Chordata; Mammalia; Primates; Hylobatidae
Gene: WAPL
Product: WAPL cohesin release factor
Biological process (GO): regulation of chromosome condensation
Source: RefSeq, a predicted model, not a curated record